CUGCCAUUCCUAAGUGAAGGAACCAAAGAAGAAGAGCAUGAUGACUGCAUACUUCUCUCUGCUUCUCAUCUCUUGUUGCCUCUUUGUAUUGCCCAACAACAACGAGGCUAACCAAGCUGAUCAUCUUAGAAGGUUGAUCAAAACUAAGAGACCAACAUGGCCUCACCAAUCUUAUUCAUGGGCUGAUUUGGAUGCCGCCGUGUCCGUUUCGCCAGUCUAUGUUAGUAAUCAAGAUGGACUAAUGGAGGCUGACAGGAUCAAAUCUUUGCCUGGGCAACCCACAGGUGUCGAGUUUAAUCAGUAUAGUGGCUACGUGACCGUGGACACAAAAAAUGGAAGGGCACUGUUCUAUUACUUUGUUGAGUCUCAGCACAACCCUUCGACGAAGCCUCUGAUCUUGUGGCUGAAUGGAGGGCCAGGAUGCUCCUCCUUAGGAUAUGGAGCCAUGCAGGAACUAGGCCCCUUCAGAGUGCAUAGUGAUGGAAAAACACUUCAACGAAACAAGUAUGCUUGGAACAAUGUGGCAAAUGUUCUCUUCUUGGAAUCUCCAGCAGGGGUAGGAUUCUCAUACUCGAACACUAGUUCAGAUUAUGAUAUGAAUGGAGAUCAAAGAACUGCAGAAGAUUCAUAUACAUUUCUAGUCAAUUGGUUUGAGAGAUUCCCACAUUACAAAAAUCAUGAGUUCUUCAUAACCGGAGAGAGCUAUGCCGGCCAUUACGUGCCCCAGCUUGCAUCCACCAUACUUCACCACAACACACAGACCAACCAGACUGUUAUCAAUCUUCAAGGAGUUGCUAUUGGCAAUGCUUUCGUUGAUUCCGCGACGAAUGACAAAGCUGGCUAUGAAUUUAUGUGGAAUCAUAACCUAAUCUCCGAUGAGACCUAUGCCAAAUUUUGCAAAGCAUGCAAUUUUUCUGGUAUAGAGAGCACCGUCGACUGUGCUGCUGCUACAGAAGAUGCUUAUGUAGAGUCUGGCGACAUUGAUCCUUACAAUAUCUAUGCUCCAAAAUGUGAUGACUCUAAUACCACAUCCAUGUCCGGCAUCGCGAUGGCAGACUUCGAUCCCUGCUCCACCUCCUAUGUCGACUCUUAUCUGAACAACCUCGAAGUGCAGAAGGCUCUUCACAUAAAAGCUCCAAAACUUCCAAAUCCAUGGCAAAGUUGCAGUAAUUUGGCAUGGGUUGACAUGGCUCCAACCAUGCUGCCGACAAUUAAACAACUCAUUACUAGCAGAAUAAGGUUAUGGUUGUUCAGUGGUGAUAUUGAUACCGUGGUUUCUAUCACGGCUACCAAGUAUGCAGUCAGAAAUCUUAACCUCCCCAUCAAGAGUUCAUGGCGCGCAUGGUAUUCCAAAAGCCAGGUUGGAGGUUAUGUUGUGGGAUAUGAAGGACUGGCAUUUGUAACAGUUAGGGGAGCUGGGCACAUGGUACCAAGCUACCAACCUGAGAGAGCUCUCACCAUGAUCUCCUCAUUCCUCAAAGGAGAGCUCCCACCUGCUUCCUGAUAUCUUCACCAACCAAAAUAAAACCAUGUUUUGUUUGGAUUGAGGGCAUGUAUCUAAGAUUGUGACUAAUAUUCACUUAUUUCUGUUUAUCUAAGAUUGUGACAUGUAGAAUUUAUGAAACAAACUCUAAAAGUUAUCCACUCCGAAUGCCAAAGUUUUAUGAACA
Molecule: messenger RNA, 1670 nt
Organism: Phoenix dactylifera (date palm)
Lineage: Eukaryota; Viridiplantae; Streptophyta; Magnoliopsida; Arecales; Arecaceae
Product: serine carboxypeptidase 1-like
Biological process (GO): proteolysis
Cellular component (GO): vacuole
Molecular function (GO): serine-type carboxypeptidase activity
Source: RefSeq, a predicted model, not a curated record